This is a messenger RNA of Camponotus floridanus (Florida carpenter ant), 1011 nucleotides long. It is a transcript of the gene PolZ2, whose product is annotated as mitotic spindle assembly checkpoint protein MAD2B. Gene Ontology annotation, cellular component: zeta DNA polymerase complex. Bases 264 to 881 code for a protein of 205 amino acids. The transcript is spliced from 4 exons. The record is from RefSeq and is a predicted model, not a curated record. Lineage: Eukaryota; Metazoa; Arthropoda; Insecta; Hymenoptera; Formicidae.
ACGUAAAAAUUGAGAAAUUAUUUCAAACCUUAUAACUCGAAAACACCCUGUAUAUGCGCGCACUGCGCAUGCGCGAGACACCUGAUCUGCUUGUAAACACGGCUCAUGUCACACACGUGAAUGAAAAAUACACAUAAAUAUAAUUUAUAAAAUAUGUAAAUAAAAUAUAAUUAUAUAUGUAAAUAAAAUAUAAUUUUAUGUACAUAAAUAUAAUUUCAUGAAGAGGCAACGUAUGUGACAGUUAUCUUCAACAUUAUUGUAAGAUGUCUCAGGACAAGAUAGUUGGCAUUGACAUUCUCCUGGAAUUUCUGGAAGUAGCAUUCAAUCACAUACUAUUUUUCCGAAAGAUCUAUCCUGAGGAAAUUUUCGUUAAGAGAAAAAUAUAUGGAAUUACAGUUUACGUAUCGGAACAUCCAGAAUUGAAUGAAUACCUGUCAAAUGUAUUAAACUCAGUCAAAGAAUUAAUAAAGGAGGACGAAAAUAGUGUUAAAACCAUCAAUCUUACUUUUUACAAUGGAAACAAGCUAGCAAUAGAGAAAUUUGUCUUUGAUAUCGUUAAGCUGCAAGCAGAGUUUACAGAGAAAGAUCCAUAUUAUUUAAAAACAGAAGAAGCAUUGAAGACAAUCUGUUUAAAACUAUCAAUGUGCAACACAUACUUGAAACCUCUCCCUGAUGGUUCAACAUUCUCUGUUGAAAUUCAGACAAAUGAAACUGCACAUAUUAUUUUAAGCGAGAAUCCAAAAUGCGAGGAUUUUCCAUGGAUUAUUGAAGAUGAUGCAGUAGAGAUGACCAAUAAAAAUUUAUUGCCGCUAAAAGAUAUUAAAACUGACUGUUUAAACUUACAGAUGUAUGUGAUUGAGGACACGGCAAAUAAAACCUAAGAUAGCGUUCAAUUGAUAAGAGCAAUCAAACAUCUCGGAUCUUAUUGAUGAUUUACUGGCAUCAAUUUUGAUGACUUUAACUUUCCAUUUGUCUUCAAACUCCUUGAUUUGUGCGUCGUCUAUCACACAG